Molecule: messenger RNA, 1675 nt
Organism: Lotus japonicus
Lineage: Eukaryota; Viridiplantae; Streptophyta; Magnoliopsida; Fabales; Fabaceae
Product: putative F-box/LRR-repeat protein 23
Exons: 2
Coding region: 763-1521 (252 amino acids)
Molecular function (GO): protein binding
Source: RefSeq, a predicted model, not a curated record
GUGGACGUACAAAGAAAAGAAAACAGAGAAGAGAUGAUAGGUGGGGAAAGGUCUUCUCCUACGAGUAGGGUGCCAAGCUCAAAGAAACAACAGAGGCUUCUGAAGGAAGCUAAAUACGGAUUCUGAUUUCUGAAUGCUUAAAAACUAAGUCAUUUCUUCCAUUUGGGACUUAGCUAAAGAGAGAACCCACUAGUCUCAAUCUUAGACCUCUUCGCCCUUUGAGUGCAACAGGAGAGAACCCGUAGCUUCAAGCAAAAAUCACUUUUCUUCAACUGGUACCUCUUUCCUUGUUUAUUUCGAUUUGUCUUUUUGCACUUGCUUUCUCAUUUAUCUGUCAAAAUGUAAUCUGCCAAAAGAGAUUAAUAUUAUGUUGAGUUUGAAUGUUUAAGGUAUCUGAUUCUCAUUUUGAAGCAAGACACAUGAUGAACAUAUAUAUGUCUAUCCAUGCAUGAGCCAUCACUGCUAUUUCCAUAUAAAUUUGUGAACACAACCAUGAGGAAGAAAAAAUAUAUUAAAAAGUUUGAACACAGACACUGUUCAGAAUCACAUACAGACACACAACCACCGUUCCCAGCCAACAAAGAACGUGAGAAAAAUCACCUUCAGGUCCCUUCACCGGAAACCAUCACCAUCAAGCCGUACCCGAACCAACAAAACCCCAACUUCCCCCAUCACCAUGACCAUUAGGGAAGAAGAAGGAAACCGUUUGAUAUUCUCUGAUAGGUUUAUAAAUGCAUUAAUUCUUAUGGUUAUGUUUGCAGGAUGGCAUUGGCAGAAGGAGUCAGCAGAAAAGGGCCAAACUGGCUUGCACUUCCAAGAGAAGUGAUAGAAAACAUAUUGCAAAGGCUUGAAGUCGUUGAAAUUGUGACGCGUGCAAGUCUAGUGUGCCCUUUAUGGUGGAACAUUUGCAAGGACCCUCUCAUUUGGCGCACCAUUUCCAUCACCCAUCCCGGAUAUUCAUUCUACAAUUCGGUGGAUAUCUGUUCCUAUGCCAUUAGAAGAAGUUAUGGUCAUCUGGAAGACAUUAGUAUUGACUCCAUUGCCACUGAUGAUCUCCUCAUGGACAUUGCUAAUAGCACAAGUAUUCUACGUCGCUUAUGCAUUAUAGACUGCGACAGAAUAUCAGAUAGAGGGAUGAUGGAAGCUGUGAAGAAGUUUCCAUUAUUAGAGGAGCUUGACAUUUCAUAUUCAAGCAACCUAACUAAAGAUUCUCUUGAAGAAAUUGGCCGGUGUUGUCCUUUUUUGAAAACAUUAAAAUUUAACCAGAUUAAUUACUGGUCAUCUUCCUCCGAUGAUAAUGUGGCGUUUGCUAUAGCUAGAACCAUGCCUGCUCUCCGCUAUCUACAGAUUAUUGAUAACACUAUCAGUAAUGUUGGCUUGCUUGCCAUUCUCAAUGGUUGCCCUCUGCUAGAAUUUCUUGACCUCCGAUGCUGUGAAUUUCUUGAUUUGAGUGGUAGCUUAGGGAAAAAGUGUCGUGAGCAGAUCAAACAUUUACUGCUUCCCACUCCAGAUGAUAAAUGAACGAAGUAUGUAGAUCUCUAUUUGUUGGAAGUAUGUGUUGAUCGACAUGAUCAGCUGGGAGUUUAUUAUUAUAGUUUUUAGAUCAUGCCAUCAUGGACUACGGUUAUGAUGACCAUUGGGUACUAUAUGUACAAUACAAAUGAGUUUAUCUUUU